This is a messenger RNA of Suncus etruscus (white-toothed pygmy shrew), 531 nucleotides long. RefSeq names its product NDUFA4 mitochondrial complex associated (gene COXFA4). The coding region runs from base 129 to 377 and encodes 82 amino acids. Lineage: Eukaryota; Metazoa; Chordata; Mammalia; Eulipotyphla; Soricidae. The record is from RefSeq and is a predicted model, not a curated record. The transcript is spliced from 4 exons.
GGUCCUUCAGGUAGGAGGUCCCGAGUGACUUUGGACGCCCGCUCAGCCCGGAGCAGAGUGCUCGCCCGUAGGCCUUGAGCGUUCGCCCUUCCCGGUCCCCCAGUUUGAGGCGAAGCUCUUCUGCAACCAUGCUCCGCCAAAUCUUCAGCCAGGCUAAGAAGCAUCCGAGCUUGAUCCCACUCUUCGUCUUCAUUGGAGCUGGAGGUACUGGCGCAGCCCUGUAUGUCACUCGCCUGGCAUUGUUCAAUCCUGAUGUCUGUUGGGAUAGGAAGAAUAACCCAGAACCCUGGAACAAACUGGGUCCAAAUGAUCAAUACAAGUUUGUCGCUGUGAAUGUAGAUUACAGCAAACUGAAGAAAGAAGGUCCAGACUUCUAAACAAAAUGUUUCACUUACAAAGCUGCUUAAAUGAAGGUCUUCCAGAAACUCGCACAAUUUUCCACUUAACUAGGAAAUAUUCCCCUCUAAAUGCAUGAAAACAUGUUGAUGUAUUAUGUUGGGGUUUACAGUGAUUAAUAAAUAUAUGAAACUU